Messenger RNA from Lodderomyces pseudojiufengensis, 750 nucleotides. RefSeq lists its product as uncharacterized. The record is from RefSeq and is a predicted model, not a curated record. The coding region runs from base 1 to 750 and encodes 249 amino acids. The transcript has a single exon. NCBI's taxonomy places the organism in Eukaryota, Fungi, Ascomycota, Pichiomycetes, Serinales, Debaryomycetaceae.
AUGGAAUUUCACAAUCUUCGAACUCAUCCAGGAUUUUCUUCAAGUACAUAUGUGCUCACAAAAAGUAGUUUAAUGUCCCUUGAAGAAUUUAAACAAAAAUCAGAAGAAUCAACCGAUGUGCUGAUAUAUCAUAGAAAUUUUGAAACUGGGGAAGGAAAGUUUCUACUUUCAGAUGCAUUUAUAAAAGCUUAUAUUAAUCAAGAGGUGUUACAAGUAGAAAGUGCUCAAAAGAAUUUGACAUAUAUUAUCGUACCUACCCUUGAAGUUAUUGGUAGACAAUCAUUGUUAAUUGAUGGGCCUAGACAACAUCAACGCAAAGAAUUUGAAUUAAAUGAUGUGGGUAGCCUCUCAUUAAUGAAUUCAACAACCAUUAAUCGAGACUUACCUUUGAGGGUUCAAACUAUUAUGACGAAAAAUGCACCAUCAUCAACAGGUAGUGGCCAGUUCAGACCAUUCGAAGUUUUGAAUGUUGGAGUUGAUGACCAAAAGUCUGUUCUCAUGUUGAUGGGGUCUUGUUAUUAUAAUGCAUUGGUUCUUCGAGGAAAAUUACUUUGUGAAUUUAAUACAGAUUUUGUUUUGGAUUUGCUAAGAUCUUUAAAAUAUCGUUUUAACACCAAAAUAUCAAAAAAUGGUGUAACACAUUUUCAUAUAACACAAUCAAAUUUCUUAGGAGUUUUUAGAAUAUUCUUCAACAUUGACAAACCAAACUAUUGUCCAACAAGACUGAGUAUAUUUGAUAAACAAGACUGA